UCUAAAUUACAUUUCAGAGGUGAAGCUAUCUAUAUUGGGAUCACUACUAUUGUCAUGCGUGACCUAAAGGAAUGCUUAAUAGAUCUCUUGCGAUCGAAGGGAAUAUCGAUGGCAGAGCGAAGCACAACACAAUCGACAGACAGAAUAUCACAAGCACAUCAUUUGGAUAUCGAAAUAAGUGCAGGGCGAAGUGCUGCUAAUUCAUCUUUUGCAGGAUAUGCCGUUCCCAAUUCUCAAGAGCUUGCUGCGGGGCCUAUAAUCCACUUUAAUGAAAACCUUUCAAUGGCACGAAAAGCGGAUAUGACAAAUUUCCCAUUGUGCUCUUCGAGAAUUAAAGAGCUGGAAAUAAGUUUAGAGAACGAUGAAAGAGAUUUAAUAUCUGUAGAAGAUUGGAACGACUCGAUGCCGAAGAAAACGAUUAACAAUAGUCAAGAUUGUAUAGACAAAGCGCUAACCGACCUAGAAUUAAGUAAAAAUACAUCCGAAGAUGUUAGCGACGGCGGAACUCUGCUUGAUUCUUUUUGCACUCUUUGUACGUCGUCAUUCAGUUAUGCUAAUUGCUAUCCGUACAGUGAGGAUUCCUUCUCUGGCUCAAAUUUUGAAUGCAAUUCAUUGACGAAAUACAGCAGAAAGUAUACAAAAGCAUCAGAAAGACGUGAUCUCAUUUCGGUGAUCAGCAGAAGUGUUAGCAGGAACUUAGGCAACGCUGCCAGCUGCCCAAUCCAGAACGACAACCAGAUGCAUUCACACCAAUUAGACUCGCAUGACUCCACGGGAAGUAUUUCUUCCAUUGAAAGGCCUAAUGGAGGCGCAUUGGCUUUACAUUAUGCUGCAGCACGCGGCUGUUUAGACUGUGUACAAUUGCUGGUUGGAGCAUCACCUGAUAUUUGUGCAAACACUCAAAUGGACAACGAUGUUACACCAGUCUACUUGGCAGCGCAGGAAGGGCAUUUGGAAGUGCUGAAGUUUUUGGUUCUUGAAGCAGGCGGUUCACUUUAUGUACGCGCACGCGACGGCAUGGCACCGAUACACGCUGCCUCCCAAAUGGGAUGUCUGGAUUGCCUUAAGUGGAUGGUUCAAGACCAAGGAGUUGAUCCCAAUUUACGAGAUGGGGAUGGUGCUACCCCCUUACACUUUGCUGCUUCACGAGGUCAUCUUUCCGUCGUUCGCUGGCUGCUUAAUCAUGGUGCAAAGCUUUCCCUGGACAAAUAUGGCAAAUCACCAAUUAAUGAUGCCGCAGAAAAUCAACAAGUAGAGUGUCUGAACGUGUUAGUGCAACAUGGCAGCUCGGUGGAGUACAGUUGUCGUGACAAGAACCCCUUGCAACGGCAUAAAACUUGUUCCUUAUCUAGCAAGCAACUGCAGGAGACGCAAAACUGUAGUUUCAAUGGUAGCGACAGUGUUAACUGUAUCGGCAACUGCUCUCAUGGGAGCUGCAAUUCAAAUAGCAGUAAACAGACUAGCCGCAGCAACACCAUAAAAUCAAAGACAUCGUCGACUUUAAGCUCAGACAUUGAGCCAUUUUACUUGCAUCCACCAUCUAGUAUGAUGGCUCACAAACGUGUUGACGCGUUUUACGCACACUCGCAACAAUCACGGUCAUCUUCUGAAAAAUUGUACAAUAGUCAAAUGGUGCCGAGCGAUGGCUUGUAUAUCAAUCCAAUGCGUAAUAGCUUCUUCAUGCCCCCCUCACCCACUGGAAGCGUUUCGGGAGAAUCAUUCUUUCUUCACGAUCCGCAAGAGCUAAUUUAUAAUCGGGUGCGAGAGUUGUUUGACUCGGACUGUAGCAGCGUUAGGCAAUCAAAGCCCAAAAUCAAUCGACACAAAUCUCUAACUCAAAAUAAGAACAACAAAUCGAAUUCAACAAACAAUGCUGUGACCGUACAGGCAGAUGUCCACUCAAGCUCAAGUGGCACUGGAAGUGGAUCCGAGGAGUCUAUUUCAGUUUCAGUUCAAUCAAGUAUGAAUUCGCCCAAGGCAAACAAUCUUCGGAGCCACAGUUUCAAUCUUCAUCCAAAGUGCAACAAUCAAAUAAGCCGUCGUGAUCAAAAUUUAAAAAACAGCAUUGGUGUUAAAAUGAGUACCAACAAAAUUUCAAAAAUAAAUGAUAAUAUAAUAUCCGGGCUCAACUACAAUAAAAAUAAUAUCUGUAGCAGCAACAACAAUAUAAAGAAAGAGAACCAAAAUGAAAUUUCAAAACCAUCGAACUCAAAUAUUUUGAACAAUGAAAAGCACGCGGCGGAAAAUGCGCACGAUCAUGAUUACGAGGAUAUAUACUUGGUGCGUGAGGAAGCUCGAAAAAAUCAACACAAAUUUGCAUCUGGCCGAUCUCGGUCUCGCGAUAGUGGUUCACAUUCACGUUCAGCUAGCACCUCCUCAACUCGCAGUACAGAUGUCGUACUCCAAUACAGCAAUCAUAACCUGAAGAACAAACACAUAAGUGACCCACUGAGUCGAAACAAAUCGCAAUCGGCCAAUGGAUUACACAGAUAUGAAAUGUCGCACAAGGAAAGUUAUACCGUUAAAAACUUGAAUGUUAAGAACCAGCUGAAGACAAGUAAUAACAACAAUAAUGGUGGCAUUAAGAGCGAUACGUAUGAAAGCGUAUGCCCAAUAGAAGAUAUUGCGGAGCGCACAAAGCAAUCACACAAAAACUCGGUUAUUCGAAAUAAUCUGGACGGCGGCAGCUCCAACAACAUAUUUCAAUCAUCAUGCGGCAAUGAUGGAAACACAAGCGAUCGCCACUUGAAACGAGUUUCUUCUGCUCCGCCUAUACAAAGCGUAGCAAUUGCGAACGGACCACCACCUCCUCCAUUGCCGCCACCGGUGAAUGCUUCCUUACAUAAAAAAGACCAUUUGAUUGCAACAGAACCUGGAAGCGAUUGCCUAAUCAAUUCAAAUACCAAUUUGGAUUACAUAGAUUCCGAUUCAGGCCUAGAGGUCAUAGAAGAACCAAGUUUACGUCCAUCGGAGCUAGUCAGAGGAAAACAUAACCGAACUAUGUCUACAAUCUCGGCAAACAAGAAAGCUAAGCUUCUUAAUGGCGGUGGAAAUUCAAGUGCACAACAACCCCCUGCGACUACUCCCGUUGGUGGUUGUAAUGCAUCUAAUGCCGAAAUAAGCAAUUAUCAAGCAGUCCGAAUCGGCAGUUUCAACAAUGGCAACAUUGCUUGUGAAAGCUAUCACGUUUGCAAUGACCAACAAGAAGGCAGAACGCAGUCGCAAAACUACCAUUUACAUCAAGCAGAUAUCCAACAAAGGCAGCUGCAUCAAGGCUAUCAACAAUCUCAAGCUUAUGGAUCUUCAGCCGAGGACCACUAUGAACUGCAGCAGGCACAAUACGGAUACAAUAAUUCGAAUAUUGGUCUACCACCUGGAGCACAUUGUACUCGCCCGGGCGGCCCGAAUUUAGUUAAUAAGCAGUUAGUGCUGCCUUUCGUGCCCCCCAGUUUCCCAAACAAAUCGCAAGACGGCGUAACUCAUCUCAUAAAACCAUCCGAGUAUCUAAAGAGUAUAAGUGAUAAACGAUCGUGCCCUUCCUCUGCAAGAUCGACGGAUAGUGAGGAUUAUAUGCAUAUCCAGGUGACUAAUCAACAUGCAGCCGGCUUCGAGCCUCCGAAGCCACCACCGCCACCACCACUUCCAGUUCAUCCUGUAACACAACACAAUGAGAAGCAUAGCAAUAUGAAAACAAUGAAUUCGCACGUGUCCAUAGUCAAUCAGGAUACUGCGACGCGUAAACAACAUCAGCCACUAUCUGCCAUUUCUAUUCAGGACCUUAACAGUGUCCAGCUUCGACGAACAGAUACUCAGAAAAUGCCUAAGCCGUAUCAAAUGCCAGCACGUAGCCUUAGUAUGCAGUGUCUGACCACUUCAUCGGAAGUUUAUCUUAAGACCGACCUAAUUGCUGAAUUAAAGAUAUCAAAGGAUAUUUCAGGCAUUAAAAAGAUGAAGGUGGAAAAACAAUUAGCUGGUCAUUUUGAUUCUGAAAAUUAUUCGGAAAUUUCGAAACAGUUUACAGCCAACAAUUAUAUGGAUCAGCUUUAUUUGCAGAUUCCAGAAAAAGAUCAAGCUGGCAACGUGAUUCCGGAUUGGAAGCGCCAAAUGAUGGCUAAGAAGGCUGCCGAGCGUGCUAAGAAAGAAUUCGAAGAACGAAUGGCGAAAGAAGCUGAGAAUAGGCGGCUCUCACAAAUACCUCAGUGGAAAAGAGAUUUGCUUGCGCGGCGUGAAGAGACUGAAAAUAAAUUAAAAUCUUCAAUUUAUACACCCAAAGUGGAGGAAAAUAAUCGCAUAGCUGAGACAUGGCAGCUAAAGAACAGAGCCUUUUCAAUUGACAACAUUAAUUUGGUUUCUCCAUGCACCGAUACUCAGACACCUGAUUCAGAAGUGUGUGAUAACAGCAACAAGGAAAACAAAGGCCAAAAUGAACAAACCACAAUAGGCAAUAUGCCGCCGACAACAGAGGAAGCCAACACACAGAACAUAUCCACUGAGAAGCAAUACAUCAAAGUCGAUGACACUGACAACAUUAUUCCAUGGCGAGCCCAAUUGCGAAAAACAAACAGUAGACUAAGUUUAAUUUAAAGACAUACAUACAUGAGGGCUUAUAGCAACGAAAACAAUCGAGAAAAAACUUUUUGCUUUUUGCAUUGUGCACAUUA
Messenger RNA from Rhagoletis pomonella (apple maggot), 4661 nucleotides. RefSeq lists its product as uncharacterized. Gene Ontology annotation, biological process: actin filament bundle assembly. Gene Ontology annotation, cellular component: cytoplasm. NCBI's taxonomy places the organism in Eukaryota, Metazoa, Arthropoda, Insecta, Diptera, Tephritidae. Bases 55 to 4584 code for a protein of 1509 amino acids. The record is from RefSeq and is a predicted model, not a curated record. Gene Ontology annotation, molecular function: actin filament binding. The transcript has 12 exons.